Messenger RNA from Biomphalaria glabrata, 635 nucleotides. RefSeq names its product proteasome maturation protein-like. Gene Ontology annotation, biological process: proteasome assembly. The record is from RefSeq and is a predicted model, not a curated record. The coding region runs from base 71 to 499 and encodes 142 amino acids. Lineage: Eukaryota; Metazoa; Mollusca; Gastropoda; Planorbidae. Gene Ontology annotation, cellular component: nucleus; cytoplasm. The transcript is spliced from 6 exons.
UUUUAGGUCACAGUUCAUUUAAUCUGCGCAUGAACGGAAGUAUUACAAGCAAUCGUGAUUGGAAACGAAAAUGAGUGGUUAUCCAAGCCUCCGUCCUCAUUCCUCUUCUAGCAAAGUGAUUGAUUUGCCUGAUGGUCUGUAUGGUGUUCCAGAUGCAAUGCUGAAUGGCUUGCAAGCCUGCCGAGCAAGUUCCUCCCUUCAAACAGUGCACCCACUUCAAGCAUCAGAAAUGGUGUGGCAAGACCAUCAGAUGAAAAUGGACUUUGUCAUGUUAAGAAACUCUCAAGGCUUGCAUGCACCACUGAAACUACAGAUGGAACACUUUGCAGUCUCACAGAUGCAACGUCUGCCUUGCCUACACAGUUCAAACCUAAUGAUGGACACCUUGACUGGAGCCGAUGACCUCAUUAAAUUUGAAGAUAUAUUAAACAAUCCUGCCGACAGUGAAGUGAUGGGCCAGCCUCAUGCCAUGAUGGAAAGAAAGUUAGGCCUGUUGUAGUUUGCUUGUUACAGCUUGUCUUCAUUUUGUUUCUCUUACAUGGCAGUGUUUGACAUAAACAUUUGUAACUAUUAAUUCACAGCAACUGCAUCAAUAUUUAUUGAUCAACGUGUUAAUAAAAAUGGAUUUUUUUUUU